AUGAAUGACAACCUAAGAGAAAUGUGUAGCCUCAUUGUGAUGGAUAAUCAACAGGUGUUGAACUCCAUUUUUAGUCUUCAACGGGAUCUAUUUAUAUGCCUUCAGCUAGGGUUUUUUUUUCAUUAUUUUGGAUCAUGGACCUUUGUAGAAAUCACAUCAAGCCCAAUAUUAUCCUCACCAUAUUCCCUUCUUUUCUUCUGCUCCGUACACAAGCAAUUCAAGUACAAACUUGGAUGGGAGACAAAGUAUAACAUGGUAGACUACUACAACAGAAGUGCAGGUGGGGCUUGUCCUUUUUGCAAAAAUCAGAAAUUGUCGCUAAGCUCGCUGGAUUUAUCUUCUUUCUACCACUGUCCGGAGGAUCUCCCACUGGUUCUAGCAGCAAACACUGUCGUCGAUGUUUCUCUCUGCCGUCUGAAUCUCCUAACGACGUCGUUCAGAGAAGGUUUCAAGUCUAACCAAAUCAAAUCCAUCACGUCAUCGUGUCCUAACCUGGAGCAUCUUCUCGUGGCUUGUACUUUUGAUCUGAGGUACAUCGAAUUUGUAGGUGACGAAACAUUAUUGGCUCUCACUUCCAAUUGCUCCAAGCUCUCGCUUCUUCAUAUGGAUGAUACGUUGUCGUUUUUGAAUCGUAGAGAGGAAGAUGAUGGAGAGGAUGCUAGCGUAAGUCAUGCCACGCUUCUAGCGUUGUUCUACGGGCUUCCCCUUUUGGAAGAAUUGGUUCUAGAUGUUUGUAAAAAUGUCAGUGAGAGUGGUAUUGCUUUGGAGAUGUUAUGUUCCAAGUGCCCAAAUCUGAAGGUUGUGAAGUUGGGUCAGUUUCAAGGGAUUUGUUUGGCAAUUGGGUCACGCCUCGAUGGAAUUGCACUUUGCCACGGGCUUCAAUCCUUGUCUGUUAGUUGUUGUGGUGACCUUGAUGACAUGGGGUUGAUUGAAAUUGGCAGAGGGUGUUCUCGGUUGGUAAGGUUUGAGAUUCAGGGAUGUAAGCUUGUUACGGAAAAAGGGUUGAAAACCAUGACUUACUUGCUACGCAGAACUUUGAUUGAUGUCAAGGUUGCUUCAUGUGUCAACCUUGAUGCAGCUGCUACUCUCAGAGCUUCAAAACAUUUACCUUUACGAUAA
This is a messenger RNA of Vicia faba (fava bean), 1119 nucleotides long. Lineage: Eukaryota; Viridiplantae; Streptophyta; Magnoliopsida; Fabales; Fabaceae. The record is from the annotation of a GenBank genome assembly.